Bicyclus anynana (squinting bush brown) is the source of this 2759-nucleotide messenger RNA. Its product is annotated as oocyte zinc finger protein XlCOF6-like. Gene Ontology annotation, molecular function: zinc ion binding; sequence-specific DNA binding. Lineage: Eukaryota; Metazoa; Arthropoda; Insecta; Lepidoptera; Nymphalidae. The transcript is spliced from 8 exons. Gene Ontology annotation, cellular component: nucleus. The coding region runs from base 290 to 2293 and encodes 667 amino acids. The record is from RefSeq and is a predicted model, not a curated record.
UCAAUAAAUUCUUUGAAGAUUAAUAAUUUUUUGAAUUUAAAUAUAUCAGUUUAUAAUCUCCACGACCUAUUAACUUUUAACUAAAACAUCACAGAAACCUGAAAAUGUCGAAUGUCUCGGAUAAGUAAUAAAAGUAAAGAUGGUUAGGAUAAUGUUAACUACUUAUACCACAAAUGAAACGUGAAGUGUUUUAGAAUUUAGAUGUUGUUGUGAACACUGGCGAUCACCUAAUAUUAAUGUAUUUACUCAUUAAAAUUAGCUGAUCGUCAGUGAUCAUUACACACCAACAAUGCGGUGCUGUGUGCCUUUCUGCGAAAACACUUCAGACAAUGCGUCGGCAUCUGAGAGAACGGGAAUUACCUUCCAUGGAUUACCCAGUGAAGGCAAUCUCCGUACUGCUUGGCUCAGAGCCCUCGGCACACAAGACCAUCACCUGCCCGACCCUGCUGUGGUCUGCUCCCAGCACUUUCUGGAUGACGACUUAUGUACAACAGAGAGUUGUGUGAGGCAGAUUCACUCUCAUGCUAUUCCUUCAACAGUGCAGAUGUGCAUGAUAUGCCUGGACACUGGCAGCAAGCUGUCUCUAAUGAGUAAACACAAGUUGGAGGAGGCAUAUGAACAGCUAACUGGACUGUCUUUGUUUCAGUUGUGUCGUCGAGGAAACCUGAAGCAAACACUCUGUGUGCUGUGUGCUCAGAGAUUGAUUAACUUCAGUAGAUUUAGAGACUUGAGCUUGAGAGCCCAUUCACUGAUGACAGACUUAGUUGAACAACAUGAAUUAAAUACUAUACAACACAAAGAAUUGAUGAACUGCACAACUGCACAUCUGAAGUGUAAUUUGACACAAACAACAUUAGGAGCUAACCAUUGUGACUUGUACAUAGAUCACACUGAUGAAGAGGAGCAAACGGCAGUAGAGGAAUCUGUAGUGGGAGAUGUUGUAACAGUUGUAAAGAAUGAAGGCAGUUCUGAUUCCAUUUCGAGAGCUGAUAACUUGGAAUUGGCGCAAGAAGAUCACUGUGUAUCCAAGGAGGAAUACACUAUAAGCAUCAAGUUAGAAGUGGAGCCACUGGCUGAGGCUGUGAGUGAAGCUCUUCAUAGAAGAGCAGCAACUUCCUGCACUGCAGUUGCAAAACACGAGAUUGAAAUAAAGAGUGAAAGUGUUACCUUUGGAUGUACCAUUUGUUUCCAAGAGUUUGUGGAAGAGAAUGCAUACUACAAACAUAGGAUCAAGCACCUCCAGGACGCUGGCGGCGACGCUGCAUGUGAUGCAUCACAAGUGUGCGAGCCUGGUGCAGCUGUGAGCCGCAGCGGUGACUCACUUGUGCUGCAGAACAAGUCAGUAUACAACGACGCUGCAUGUGAUGCAUCACAAGUGUGCGAGCCUGGUGCAGCUGUGAGCCGCAGCGGUGACUCACUCGUGCUGCAGAACAAGACAGGGAGUCAGAGGCUGAGCGAUGAGCCUGCCCCGGCUGCAGGCUGCGCUCCGGCUGUAGUCGCUCCACUGUCCGCGAGACUUGCGGCAAACGACGAGAGCAAAGUGCAGGCAACUGAAGGAGGAGGUGCGAUCCUGACAAGCCAACAAAUCCUUGAAACUGACAUUGACGAACUGGACAACCGAUCAUCUCAGAGCGGCACCAAACCGUACACAGAUAUAAAUAAAUUCACAAAUUGUGUAGUCCAGUUAUACGAUAUAUUCAAGAAACCCAAGGAAGCUGUACUAGAUGAGAAUCUACGCGUGGGAGCCCACACUGCUGGCAAGCCUCACUCUUGUGUCUUAUGUCAUUAUAAAGCUUUAUAUAAAGGUGACUUGUUAAAGCAUAUGAGAACCCACACUGCUGCCAAGCCUUACUCUUGUGUCUUGUGUCAUUAUAAAACGUUUUAUAAAGGUGACUUGUUAAAGCAUACGAGAACCCACACUGGUGAAAAGCCAUUUUCCUGUGAUACAUGCAAUUUCCAAUGUGCACAACGAAGUCAUUUAUUACUGCACAUAAAAACUCAUACUGGUGAAAAGCCAUUUUCCUGUAAGAUAUGCAAUUCCAAAUUUGCACGAAAAGGUACUUUAUUAGACCAUAUUAAAACCCACACUGGUGAAAAACCAUUGAGCUGUGAGAGUUGCAAUUAUAAAUGUGCACGAAAAAGUUGUUUAUUACGGCAUAUUAAAACCCACAAUGAGGAAAUGUCAUUUUCAUGUGAGAUGUGCAAUUACAAAUGUGCACAAAAAAGAUAUUUAUUAAGACACAAGAGAACCCACACUGGUGAAAAGCCAUUUUCCAGUGAUGUGUGCAACUAGCUCUACAUAAGUCAUUUAUUACGACACAAGAGAACCCACACUGGUGAUAAGCCAUUUUCCUGUGACAUGUGCAACUAUAAAGCUCCGCAUAAAAGUCAUUUAUUAAGACACAAAAUCCAUUCCACACUGGUAAAAAGCCUUAUAGUUGUUAUACAUAUAUGCAGUUAUAAAUGUGCCCAAAGAAGUCAGUACAGCACAUGAAAACCCACACUGCUGAUCAGUUGUGGAUUUACUAGUAGCCUGAGAAGGUGGAGCCUAAUAUUAUAAAGCUGAAGAGUUUGUUUGUUUGAACGCGCUAAUCUCAGGAACUACUGGUCCGAUUUGAAAAAUUCUUUCAGUGUUAGAUAGCCCAUUUAACGAAGAAGGCUAUAGGCUAUAUUGUAUUUUCAAAAAAAUUAGAGAUCCUUCCUGAAACUCCAAUAAUGUAACUCAAGGUGCACAAAAUUACCUAAUAUUGUUUACAUCA